AUGUCCUUCCUCCCGGCCGGGGUGCGUUAUCUAGCAGCUAGCACCUGUACCGCAAUUUACCUGCCAGUCCACCCAUCCACCCUGCCAGGCCUGCCCUCCCAGGACUGCCUUUCUUUGGACGCUGGCCCAAUCUCGCUUCUGCUGCUAGACUUCUUCAGCCUCCGAUCCGAUACCUUCUUCAACCUCCCAGAGCUCCUUUCUCCAUCCGCUGCGUACCUUCAAGUCCAGAAUCCAGUCUGGCUGACGGGCGACGCGGCUUGCACCUCCUUCGCGUCUACUUCGACCUCGUGCCCGCCUGGGAACCGCCUCUCUUGCUUGCACCCAAGCCUGCGACCGUCGAAAGAGCUACGGGACACUGAACACGGUCUGGAGCCCCCGUUGACUGCGACUACAGAGAUCCCAUCAUCGAGCUCAAACGGCGAAAUGUCCCGAGACCUAAUCGAGAAAACCCAAGACGACUACGACAGCUCAAGAGAGAAAGAAAUUGCAUCAGCAGGGGACGGAUCAUCCUCCAAAAAGGGUCGACUGUUGAAGGUUCCUUCCAGAUCAUCGUCCAAGAAGCGCCAAUCGUCACCUACCUCGACGGGACUGAGCGGAGCGACUGCGAGCGAAUCCAGAGAUAGCAUCGGUGGGCGCUCGAAAGAGUCAAAGGCAAGCAUUAUGGGUCGCCACAGGAACGGCAGCGCGUCCAGCAACCGAUCGGCUAUCGAUGCCAACCAGGCGGCAACUCCUGGCAACUCGGUGCCGAAUACAUCCAAUGCGCCAGUCCAACGGAAAAAGAAGGGCGGCCUUCUAUCCUUGUUUUGCUGCGGUGUUCCUGACGAUGCUCACGUGGUGGACAACGAGCCGGCAGAUGCCCCGACUCACAAAGUUGAGAAGCUGCCCCCACGACCAACAACUGCCAGUCGAAGGGCUCAGACUCCCUCGGAGCAUACUGCGGCCAGCAAAUCCCAAACGCAGGAGAAAGAUGCGUCACAGACACAAAAUCCUCCCGAGCCUUCCAAGGCACAGAGAGUCUCAGGUGCUACUACUCAGGACCAGUCAACUCUUGCAGAGGAAUCGAAACAAUCGACACUGAUAGGAACAGCUCCAACAGUGACUGUUGAACCACCUCGCUCUCAAGAGGCUGAGGCCGGUGCUUCAGCUUCGGAAGGUCCUGUUGCCAAGGACGGGGAUGGGGAUACCGAGAUGGUUGAUGCUGCGGCCCUCCAGGCGACCGAGCCACCACAACCGGUCGACUCUGAAGACCUUUCGAAUUUACCACCCCCUCCUGCUCCAAUGCCAGACGCGCCCACUGCGCCUCAAAAUGAGGGUGGUAUGAUUGUCGCAACAGAUCAACCCCUUCAAGAAGCUCUGUUGCCACCCAUACAACCACAUUUCAAGGGCAGGAAGUGCCUUGUCCUCGAUCUGGAUGAGACUCUAGUCCACAGUUCCUUCAAGAUUCUCCACCAAGCCGAUUUCACGAUACCCGUGGAAAUUGAGGGCAACUACCACAACGUGUACGUGAUCAAGCGGCCAGGUGUAGACCAGUUCAUGAAGAGAGUGGGCGAGCUCUACGAAGUUGUCGUGUUCACAGCGUCGGUGUCCAAGUACGGCGACCCUCUGCUGGAUCAAUUGGACAUUCAUGGCGUCGUCCACCACAGGUUAUUCCGAGAGAGCUGCCACAACCACGGUGGCAACUACGUGAAGGACCUCGCCAAGAUCGGUCGAGACCUGAAAGACACAAUUAUCAUCGACAACUCCCCCACAUCCUACAUUUUCCACCCGCAACAUGCCGUCCCUAUAAGCAGCUGGUUUUCCGAUGCGCACGAUAACGAGCUCCUAGACUUGAUACCCGUCCUUGAAGACCUGGCCGGCUCGAACGUGCAAGACGUCAGCCUUGUCCUCGACGUGACUCUUUGA
Diaporthe amygdali is the source of this 1902-nucleotide messenger RNA. RefSeq lists its product as uncharacterized. The transcript has 5 exons. The coding region runs from base 1 to 1902 and encodes 633 amino acids. NCBI's taxonomy places the organism in Eukaryota, Fungi, Ascomycota, Sordariomycetes, Diaporthales, Diaporthaceae. Gene Ontology annotation, cellular component: plasma membrane. The record is from RefSeq and is a predicted model, not a curated record. Gene Ontology annotation, molecular function: phosphoprotein phosphatase activity.